Molecule: messenger RNA, 1137 nt
Organism: Penicillium argentinense
Lineage: Eukaryota; Fungi; Ascomycota; Eurotiomycetes; Eurotiales; Aspergillaceae
Product: Homoserine dehydrogenase
Exons: 2
Coding region: 1-1137 (378 amino acids)
Biological process (GO): aspartate family amino acid biosynthetic process; L-homoserine biosynthetic process
Molecular function (GO): aspartate kinase activity; NADP binding; homoserine dehydrogenase activity
Source: RefSeq, a predicted model, not a curated record
AUGGGCGGUCCACACAAGAUCACAACUGAACCUAUCUAUAUCGGAAUCGUUGGUGUCGGGGUUGUUGGAAAUUCCUUCUUGCGCGAGCUAGCGGUGCGGAUGCCAAAGCCACCAAGGCUGAUUCUUCUCGCCCGCUCAUCGCAGGCUCUUCUUGCUUCAACACCAGCAUACUCGCCAUGCAUUCCGAUCUCUAACUGGGAGAAUGCAUUUUCAGAUCCGUCAUUGACUCGACUGGAGAAGGGUCUCUCACCACGUGAAAUAGCCGACUAUCUCGCCUCUGCACCAGGCCGUGUUAUUCUCGUCGAUAAUACAUCUGAUCUCAGCUUAGCUCAGGCGUAUCCUACAUUCCCGAAGCAAGGCAUAUCAGUAGUUACCCCGAACAAGAAGGCUUUCUCGCAAGAUCUCUCUCUUUGGAGUGAUAUUUUUGCAUCUGCUACGCAAGGAAAUUCUCUAGUGCACCACCAAUGCACGGUUGGUGGGACACUACCGGUACUAUCAACGCUCAGAGACCUGAUCACCGCUGGUGAUGAGAUCUUACAUGUUGAAGGUGUUCUUUCUGGGACACUUUCCUUGUUAUUUGGCACCUACAUGCCUGACCCCGAGACCUCAGAUGCGAAAUGGAGUUCACUGGUCGCACAUGCGAGGGAGGCAGGCGAGACAGAGCCGGAUCCACGAGGUGACCUUAACGGUCUCGACUUUGCCCGAAAAUUGACCAUAAUCGCACGUGUGAUUGGAUUGGAUGUCGCUAAUGCAGAGUCCUUCCCAGUUGAAUCUCUGAUCCCGGAAGAAUUGAGGUCAUUGCCCUCUUCUGCAAAGGGCGUGGAGCAGUUUAUGAGUGAGCAGCCACGAUUUGAUGCCCAGAUGGAAGAAGCCAAGGACAAGGCACAUGUCCUCGGUAAAGUUCUGCGCUAUAUUGGGUCUAUUGAUGUUCCCACGAAGACAAUCAAGGUUCGGCUGCAGCAGGUUGACAAGGGGACUCCAAUCGCGGGUCUACAGGGAAGUCAGUUUGUGAGCAUCUAUACAAAACGACGCGGAGAGGCUCCGUUGAUCUUUCAAAGGGGCGGAGGGGGUGGUGAUAUAACAGCCCAUGGUUUAGCAACGAAUCUACUCAAGAUGAUAGAGAAGUUUCAUAAGUAG